UUCUUGGACCAACAUGGCACUGCGAGGGUUGAGGGUUCUAGAGAUGGCUGGUCUUGCUCCGGUGCCGUUUGCUGGUAUGGUUUUAGCAGACUUUGGAGCGUCUGUUAUCAGAAUAGAUAGAGUUCAAGCACAAUCUCUUGAUACUCUUGCAAGAGGCAAAAGGUCUGCGUCAAUUGACCUUCAAGAUGAACGUGGUAGGCAAAUAGUGAAAAAGCUAAGUAAUCAAGCUGAUGUCCUUAUUGAUUCGUAUAGACCGGGUGUAAUGGAAAAGAUGGGUCUUGGUCCCGUGCAGCUGCUGGAGUCAAAUCCACGGCUUAUUUAUGCACGAUUAACAGGAUAUGGGCAGUCAGGUCUUUUUUCACAGAAAGCUGGUCACGAUAUCAAUUACUUGAGUAUUGCUGGAGUGUUGUCUAUGCUUGGUCGGAAAGAUGAAAAUCCAAUUGCACCUAUUAAUUUGUUGGCAGACUUUGGGGGAGGAGGUUUGCUUUGUGUUGUUGGCAUUCUUAUUGGACUAUUGACAAGAUCCAAGACAGGUAAAGGUCAAGUCAUUGAUUCAAGCAUGACUGAAGGCGCAUCUUACUUGUCUACGUUUUUGCGGACAUCACAUCAAAUUGGAAUCUGGACAGGACCAAGAGGGACAAAUGUUUUGGAUUCUGGUGCACCAUUUUAUGAUACCUAUCGCACUUUGGAUGGCAAAUUUAUGGCAGUUGGAGCAAUUGAGCCACAAUUUUACAAGAGGUUUGUCAGUGGGUUGGGACUUGACAAUUCUAGAAUUCCCAACCAGAUGGACACAUCAAAAUGGGAUGACCUCAAAGAAUUGUUCAGCAAAUGCUUUGCUACAAAGACACAAGCUGAAUGGGUGGAAGCAUUUAAAGAUGUUGAUGCUUGUGUCACGCCUGUGUUGAGCAUGGACGAAGCCACAACUCAUCCUCAUAAUCAGGAUCGAAGUUCUUUUGUGCAUGUUGAUGAAGAGACAGUAUUACCAGCUUUGGCUCCAAGAUUUUCAUCAUUUCCUGGUUACAAAGCAUCUGGGCCUCUGCCUGAAGUGGGACAGCACACCAGACAAGUUCUGCUGGAGGUCGGCUACACAGAGGAGGAAGUUGAUUAUUUGUGUCAAGAGAAUGUUAUCAGACAACAAACACAGAAAUCUCGUCUUUGAAUUAAUUGAUUUUAUGACAAUACAUUUGACCAAUCCAAAUCUGUGCAGGUACUACAGUAGUACAUAAUAAAGUACAAGUGAG
Corticium candelabrum is the source of this 1241-nucleotide messenger RNA. Its product is annotated as alpha-methylacyl-CoA racemase-like. Lineage: Eukaryota; Metazoa; Porifera; Homoscleromorpha; Homosclerophorida; Plakinidae. The record is from RefSeq and is a predicted model, not a curated record. The coding region runs from base 14 to 1159 and encodes 381 amino acids. Gene Ontology annotation, molecular function: catalytic activity. The transcript is spliced from 17 exons.